AUGUCGGCCAGCCUCCACCGGGAUGGCCAGAGCGACCGCAGUCGCGUCGAGCGCCCGACGCGUCCCGACGCCGCCACCGACUCCACCGCUUGCCGCCCGCCCACGCUAAUCGAUAUCACUGUUCCGCACAUGCACGCUUUUAUAGCAACACUGUGUGUCGCCAAUAGAUCGUGUGAAGUAUGUUCGCGAUUUGAGAAUAUAAACGUGCGGUUUGCGAAGGCCGCGGUUUGCGUCGACGCAGCGUCGGUCCCGGCUGGGGAAGUUGGCAGAGGCGCGCGCGCGUCUCUCCGCGAUGCUCCCGUGAUCGCGCGGUCGCUGCCAGUACAACCUUGCGCGCCCUGAGGACAU
Ostrinia furnacalis (Asian corn borer) is the source of this 348-nucleotide messenger RNA. RefSeq lists its product as uncharacterized. The transcript has 2 exons. NCBI's taxonomy places the organism in Eukaryota, Metazoa, Arthropoda, Insecta, Lepidoptera, Crambidae. The record is from RefSeq and is a predicted model, not a curated record. The coding region runs from base 1 to 342 and encodes 113 amino acids.